Messenger RNA from Gadus chalcogrammus (walleye pollock), 2386 nucleotides. RefSeq names its product deltex 4, E3 ubiquitin ligase a (gene dtx4a). Gene Ontology annotation, biological process: protein ubiquitination; Notch signaling pathway. Gene Ontology annotation, cellular component: nucleoplasm. The record is from RefSeq and is a predicted model, not a curated record. Gene Ontology annotation, molecular function: zinc ion binding; ubiquitin protein ligase activity. The transcript has 9 exons. Lineage: Eukaryota; Metazoa; Chordata; Actinopteri; Gadiformes; Gadidae. The coding region runs from base 40 to 2364 and encodes 774 amino acids.
CUGUCUUAAGAUGGAUGCAGAGGCGGCGCGCGUAAAAAAAUGACAAGCCGGAGUAGAAUGUUACUAGCCUCCGCGGUGGUGGUAUGGGAAUGGCUGAACGAGCACGGACGCUGGCGGCCCUACAGCCCGGCCGUCUCUCACCACAUCGAGGCGGUCAUCCGCUGCGACCCGCGCACCGCUAGUGUGGUUUUGGGCCAGGUGGACCCGCGCUUAGCGCCCUACAUCAUCGACGUGCAUUCCAUGCACCAGUUCCGUCAAGACACAGGUACCCUUCGACCGGUACGCCGCAGCUUCUACGACCCGGCCUCGGCCCCGGGCCAGGGCUGGCAGUGGGAGUGGGAGAACGACGCGGGCAGCUGGACUGCCUACGACACGGAGGUGGGCAUCGCCAUCCAGGCGGCCCGCGACCGGCAGCAGCCCUGGCUGGACCUGGCGCCGCUGGGCUUCUGCUACCUCAUUGACUUCCAGAGCAUGACCCAGAUCAACGGGCAGACGCAGCGCUGCCGCCGCAUCCAGCGCCGCUCCGACCUGGCCUACCCGCUGGUGUCGGGGCCCCUGCCCAAGUCCCAGCCCGCCUGGGGCGGCGGCGGCGGCGGCGGCGGCGGCGGGGGCUCGGCGGGACUCAUGGGGAUCGGGGCGGGCGGGGGGAUGGGUGGAGGAGGAGGAGGAGGAGGGGGGGGGAUGGGCCCGGGCACCGGCAACGGGAGCGCCUACCCGAGCGGCGCGCUGCCGGCCUCGGCCAUCACCUCGCUGGGACAGCCGUGCGCCUGCCAGCAGUGCAUGCUGGUCCUCAGCGUCAAGGCGGGCGCCAUGUCGGCCGUCCACACGCUGGGGCGCCGGCCGCUGCCCAGCAAGCCCCCCAGCCCCAAGCUGGGCGGGUACAUGUUCCAGGGGGGCUCGUACUCCCUGACCCUGCCCCGGCCCCCCUCACUGACGCGCACGCUCUCCCCGCACAGGACAUCCAUCAUCGGGGCCAUGGGGGGGGGCGGCGGCGGCGGCGCUGGCGGCGGGGGGGGCGGGGGCCCCUUCGGACACUCCCUCUCCUUCCUGGGCUCGGCCACGGCCGCCCUCUCGCUCUCCUCCACGCGGCCCCCGCCCCCGCCCCUCCCGCCGCCCCCGCCCCCGCCGCCGCCGCCGCCGCCCUCCCACCCGCCCUCCAUCUCCCUCUCGGCCUCCCUGGCCCCCCCGCACGCCUCCGGCGUCUCGGCCGUGACCACGGCGGCGUCCAUGCAGACGCUGCCCCUCAUCUCCACGGGGGCGUCCAGCUGCGCGCCCUCCCCCUCCGCCCGCGUCCUGGGCCCGGUGGCGUCGUCCGCGGCGGGGGGGGCGGCGGCCUGCGCGGCCCCCCUGCCCCCCCGGGCCAGCCUGGCGGGGCUCAGCCGACCCGCCCUGCAGCGCAUCGCCAUGGCCCAGUCCCGGGCCCUCAUCGCCUCCGGGGUUCCGACGGUACCGGUGAAGAACCUGAACGGGUCCAGCCCUGUUCAUCCAGCACUGGCAGGUAUUACAGGUAUCCUGAUGAGUGCGGCAGGACUUCCUGUCUGCUUGACCCGCCCCCCUAAGCUGGUGCUCCACCCUCCUCCGGUCAGCAAGAGUGACAUCAAACCCGUGCCGGGGCUUGGCCACUGCUGCCGCAAGACCACCAAGAAACAGGCCCGCAAAGGCAAGACCCCCGAGGAGGUGGUGAAGAGGUACCUGCAGAAGGUCCGCAACCCCCCUGAGGAGGACUGCACCAUCUGUAUGGAGGCCCUCGCCGGGCCCUCGGGCUACAAGGGCCCCGGCGUGGGGGGCAUCUCGCGGGCCGAGUCGGUGGGCCGGCUGGCUCAGUGCGGCCACCAGUACCACCUGCAGUGCCUGGUGGCCAUGUACAACAACGGCAACAAGGACGGCAGCCUGCAGUGCCCCACCUGCAAGACCAUCUACGGCGUGAAGACCGGGAACCAGCCGCCCGGCAAGAUGGAGUACCACGUCAUCCCCCACUCGCUGCCCGGCCACCCCGACUGCAAGACCGUCCGCAUCAUAUACAACAUCCCCCCUGGCAUCCAGGGCCCGGAGCACCCCAACCCGGGCAAGCCCUUCACGGCGCGCGGCUUCCCCCGCCACUGCUACCUGCCGGACAGCGAGAAGGGGCGCAAGGUCCUGAGGCUGCUGCUGGUCGCCUGGGAUCGCCGGCUGAUCUUCUCCGUGGGGACGUCCAGCACUACGGGCGAGUCGGACACGGUCAUCUGGAACGAGGUCCACCACAAGACAGAGUUCGGCUCCAACCUGACGGGCCACGGCUACCCGGACCCCGGUCACCUUGACAACGUCCUGGAGGAGCUCAAGGCCCAAGGCAUCACCGAGGAGGAGUGUCUACCCAAAGACUGAGGGGGCGGGGACUAUCGCCUGA